CUCCUUUCAGAGGGUCGGGAAACCAAGCUUAUUUAUUUUUCAUUCUGAACAUGUUACCUUUGAAAGUAACAAUCAGUAUUUGGCUUUUCUACAGAGCAUCCUGCAUAUUACCUCGCACAACAGGUAGAAGCUCGUUUUUGCUAAAUUCCCUUGUCUUCCUAGUGAACAUACCCUCACUUUAACUAUCUGUGAAGGGGAAAAUCUUGUAGGAUGGCGCUUCCUACCAUCGACUUAAAGAUUCCCGAGUAUGAGGAGUGUCAGCACAAAAUCACAGACUUUUUAUCGCAUUUCAAACAAGAAGUAGCACCUUUAGCAACUAGUGCCGGUGCGGCUUUCCAAAACCGAGAAGGAUUUGACGAAGAUGAUUUAUUGAUGGAAGAUAUUGAAUCUGCUGAAAAUGGCCCAAUGCUAAGAGCCAAAUACAUGGAUAUUUUACAGGACGUCGCUAAUCGGAAGCGGAAUGUCAUUACAAUUGAUUUGAAUGAUCUCUAUGAAUUUGAUCCUAGUGAUUCCAAAUUACUUUCGAAUAUUGAAAGAAAUACGAAACGCUUUGUUGAGCUCUUCUCUCAAUGUGUAGAUUCCUUGAUGCCGCCUCCUACUGUCGAUAUAAACUAUAAAAAUGAGGUGUUGGAUGUAAUUAUGCAGCAGCGUCUUCAGCGCAACGAAAAUCUUGAUCCUGAACAAAGUGGAUUCCCCCCAGAACUGACGCGUGGUUAUGACCUUUAUUUUUACCCCAUGACUCGUAACAAAAAGCCUUUUAGCGUUCGUGAUCUUCGUGGUGAAAAUCUAGGCUCCCUAGUUACUUUACGAGGAAUCAUCACGCGUACAAGCGAUGUGAAGCCAAGCUUAAUUGUGAAUGCCUACACAUGUGAUCGCUGUGGUUACGAAGUCUUUCAGCAGAUUCGACAAAAAACAUUUUUACCUAUCACAGAAUGCCCAUCUGAUGAAUGCAGAAAAAAUGAUGCAAAAGGUCAGCUUUUUAUGAGUACUCGUGCAAGCAAAUUCCUUGCUUUUCAGGAGGUGAAAAUUCAAGAACUUACCAACCAAGUUCCAAUCGGGCAUAUUCCUCGUACAAUUACCGUUCAUUUGUAUGGUGCAAUCACUCGUACGGUUAAUCCAGGUGAUAUAGUUGAUGUUUCUGGUAUUUAUUUACCCACUCCUUACACCGGCUUCCGUGCUUUGCGUGCUGGUUUACUCACUGAUACUUAUCUUGAGUGCCAUGCCAUUUCCCAUUUAAUCAAAAGUUAUACUAAUACUGAGGGAACUGCAGAAACCGAGGCCACAAUCGCCGAACUACACAAAGGUGGAAAUGUGUACGAAAAAUUAGCAAAAUCAAUUGCUCCAGAAAUUUACGGCCAUGAAGAUGUUAAAAAGGCUUUGCUUUUGCUUUUAGUAGGUGGUGUAACUAAGGUACUUGGUGACGGUAUGCGUAUCCGUGGUGACAUAAACGUCUGUCUUACUGGUGAUCCUGGUGUUGCUAAGUCUCAACUUUUAAAAUAUAUUUCUAAAGUUGCACCUCGCGGUGUGUAUACAACUGGCCGAGGUUCUUCGGGUGUUGGUUUGACCGCUGCCGUUAUGCGAGACCCCGUGACUGAUGAAAUGGUGUUGGAGGGUGGUGCUUUGGUUUUGGCUGACAAUGGUAUUUGUUGUAUUGAUGAAUUUGAUAAAAUGGAUGAAAGCGAUCGUACUGCUAUCCAUGAAGUGAUGGAACAACAAACCAUCUCUAUUUCGAAAGCAGGCAUAACUACCACCCUUAACGCUCGCACAAGUAUUUUAGCCGCCGCAAAUCCUUUGUAUGGACGUUAUAAUCCAAAGGUUGCUCCUAUUCAUAAUAUCAAUCUUCCGGCUGCUUUACUUUCGCGUUUUGAUGUUCUAUUCCUUAUCCUUGAUACCCCCUCCCGCGAAACCGAUGAGCACUUAGCUCAGCACGUUACAUACGUCCAUAUGUAUAACGAGCAACCUAAGAUGGAUUUUGAACCUUUGGAUCCUUCUAUGAUUCGCCAUUACAUUUCAGCUGCUCGUCAAUACCGUCCUGUUGUUCCUAAGCAUGUAUGUGAGUACGUGACUGGUGCGUACGUUCAGCUUCGUCAGAACCAAAAACGGGAUGAAGCAAGUGAAAGACAGUUUUCCCAUACAACUCCGCGUACACUUUUAGGUAUCCUUCGUAUGGGACAAGCACUCGCUAGACUAAGAUUCAGCCACACAGUGGAAAUCAGUGAUGUUGAUGAAGCUUUAAGGUUGAUGGCUGUUUCUAAGUCUUCAUUAUAUGAAGAUUUAGAUCCUGGUUAUCAUGAUACUACAAUCACUUCUAAAAUAUACAAAAUUAUCAGGGAUAUGCUUAAUAACGCUUCUACCGACGAAGAAAGUGGCUCUUCGUUGUCUCUUCGUGCCAUUCGAGAGCGCGUUCUCGCGAAGGGAUUCACUGAAAAUCACCUACUCAACACUAUUCAGGAAUACACAGAACUAGGUGUUCUGCUUACUACGGACAAUGGACAGAAUGUUAUGUUUUUAGAUCCUGAUAUGUAAGUCAAUCCUUGGUUAAUUCGUUUCUGUAUGUACAAUAAUUUCUCUCGUUAAUGAUCUAUAUAUACUUUUGGGUCUUUUCUUUCCUUUCAUGAGUACUUUCUUUUCUCUAGUCGAAUAUUUUACCAGGGGAUUAUUAUUUCGGUUACUGUCUCUUCUUACCAGUUUUUACUCUUAGCCAUUCUGCAGGUUUAAAUGUAAUUUAACAGAUAAAACUGAGAGACAUGGGUUAUUUAAAUUUAAAUUUUUUUAUUAAUAUAAGUUUAUUACGCGUAUAUAAUAUAAACAUAAUGUCUUUACUGUCUUGAUUCAUUCAUUAAAAAAUCC
This is a messenger RNA of Schizosaccharomyces octosporus yFS286, 2850 nucleotides long. Its product is annotated as MCM complex subunit Mcm7. Lineage: Eukaryota; Fungi; Ascomycota; Schizosaccharomycetes; Schizosaccharomycetales; Schizosaccharomycetaceae. Gene Ontology annotation, molecular function: ATP binding; ATP hydrolysis activity; single-stranded DNA helicase activity. Bases 211 to 2526 code for a protein of 771 amino acids. Gene Ontology annotation, biological process: DNA strand elongation involved in DNA replication; DNA replication; DNA replication initiation. The record is from RefSeq and is a predicted model, not a curated record. Gene Ontology annotation, cellular component: nucleus; MCM complex. The transcript has a single exon.